ACAAAAAAUAAUGGCAAACGGAGUAUCAACUGAAUGGGAUGACAUUUAAAGAAAAUUAGGAAACUUUGAACAAAAGCCAUAUGUUGCUUAGUAAUGGGAGCUAAAUUAAUAAGCAUAAGAAAAGCUUGAAUAAUAAGAGAAAUAAAUUUAAAAAGAUGAUUUAUCAGAUUUAGAAAAUGAAUUUGAAGAUGAUGAUUUUUUUAAAGAAUAUUAAUAAAAAAGAAUGAAAGAAAUGUAAGAAAUAGCUUAAAAGCCACAUUUUGGUUCAGUAUAUGAAAUUUCUAAAGAUUAAUAUGUUGAACAUGUUUCAAAUGCGCCGCCUGAAUCAUGGGUUGUUUUACAUAUGUAUAAUGAUUCAAAUGAAUAUUGUUUAUUAAUAAAUUAAUAUUUUUCACGAUUAGCAAUAGAAUAUCCACUUGUAAAGUUUGUAAAAAUUGUAGCUACAAAAUGUGUUGAAAACUUCCCUGAAAGUAAUUGUCCUUGCUUCAUUAUUUAUAAAGGAGGAAAAAUGGUAGUUAAUUUAUAAAGUAUUGAUAAAUUUAUUGGAAAAGUAACAAAAGAAAAUAUAGAAAAGCUACUCCAUUAACAUAGUGUCAUUGUUAAUGAAGAAUUUAAUAAUUAAGAUGAAGAAAUUUAACAAUAUAAAAGUAUGCUUAAUAGACCUUUUAAAAAUUACGGAGGGGGGUAUUUAGACAAAGUUGAUGAUAGAGAAUAUGUCUCUAAAAAUAUUAAAAAGUUAAAAGAUUGAAUUAAAUAAUAUAUUUUUAUAUAUAUCAUAUUUA
Molecule: messenger RNA, 782 nt
Organism: Ichthyophthirius multifiliis
Lineage: Eukaryota; Ciliophora; Oligohymenophorea; Hymenostomatida
Product: phosducin family protein, putative
Exons: 2
Biological process (GO): protein folding
Cellular component (GO): cytoplasm
Source: RefSeq, a predicted model, not a curated record